Molecule: messenger RNA, 803 nt
Organism: Mesocricetus auratus (golden hamster)
Lineage: Eukaryota; Metazoa; Chordata; Mammalia; Rodentia; Cricetidae
Gene: Rpp14
Product: ribonuclease P/MRP subunit p14
Exons: 6
Coding region: 353-721 (122 amino acids)
Biological process (GO): tRNA 5'-leader removal
Cellular component (GO): ribonuclease P complex
Source: RefSeq, a predicted model, not a curated record
AUGCCCGCUCCUGGGUCACGGAGAAGCUAUAGCCUUAGCCGGGGUCCAGAGGAGGAGCAAGCCUAGAGUGCGAGGUCUCAAGAAACCCCUGUUCUCUGGGCGUUGGUGGCGCACGCCUUUAAUCCCAGCCCCCGGGAGGCAGAGGCAGGCGGAUCUCUGUGAGUUCGAGGCCAGCCUGGUCUACUGAGUGAGUUCCUGGUCCUGCCAGAGCUGUGUCACACAAACUCUGCCUGGAAUACCAUCUCCACCCCCCACCCCCACCCCCAGAGGCAUUCCUUCUCUCCAGAGUCUGGCACUUAGACCAAAAGCUGCCCUGUCCGGCUUCCCUUCCCUAGGUACCCCAUGUUUGAAGAUGCCAGCCACAGCAUAUAAAAGAGUAGUUUAUAGGAGCCCCUCAGAGCACCACUACCUGAAAGUCUGCUUGGAGUUUCAAGAACACGGAAUUGGACUGAAUACAGCCCAAUUCAAACAGCUGCUUGUUUCGGCCCUGAAGGACCUGUUUGGGGAGGUGGGUGCUGCUUUACCUGUGGACAUCCUAACCUAUGAAGAGAAGACUUUGUCAGCCAUCUUGAGAGUGUGCAGCAGUGGUCUGGCUAAACUGUGGAGCUCUUUGACCUUGUUUGGAGCCUAUAAAAACAAGAAGUGUGCCUUCAGAGUGAUUCAGGUGUCUCCCUUUCUCCUGGCUUUAUCUGGUAAUAGCAGGGAACAAGUGUUGGAUUGAAUACUCCCACAGUCCCAGAAACUCUGCGCUCUCAACAGUGUAUUUUGAUGUCUGCAUAGACUGAAAAAGAAGCAGACUAAAG